AUGUAUCAAAUUGCUCUUCUAAUGCUUGUUUUCGUACCUUUGACUUCGUCACUAGCUAUAUACGAUCAGUGCGGUGGUGAGGGUUAUAGAGGAUCCACUUAUUGUAAUUGGCCACUGCAAUGUUUUCAACGUUCGCGUUGGUAUUCAUCGUGCCAAAUGUCAUGCCCAGGAGGAGAUUGGGAAUGCGCUAGAACUGGUGGCUCUAAUGGUCGUGGUGCUCUAGCAUGGGAACAAUGCGGUGGCGAUGGUUGGAAUGGUCCGCGAUGGUGUACUGAAUAUCCAUGCAGAGCUCGAUCUGUCUGGUACUCUCAGUGCCGACCAGAUUGUCCUGAUGGAUGGCUUUGCACAGGAAAGCCAACAUCGAUUGCUCCCGUUAUCUCCACUAUUGGGUCGACAUCAUCGAUGCCGAUUAUUACUGGGUCGACAUCAACAAUGCCGAUUAUUACUGGGUCGACAUCAACAAUACCGAUUAUUACUGGAUCAACAACAUCAUCGAUGCCAAUUAUUACCGGAUCGACAUCAUCAAUGCCGAUUAUUACUGGAUCAACAACAUCAUCGAUGCCAAUUAUUACCGGAUCAAAAACUAGCACGCCGAGCACUACAGAAACAACAUUCACCAUGCCAACUAUCACAUUAGAACCAUAA
Rotaria socialis is the source of this 645-nucleotide messenger RNA. Lineage: Eukaryota; Metazoa; Rotifera; Eurotatoria; Philodinida; Philodinidae. The record is from the annotation of a GenBank genome assembly.